Bicyclus anynana (squinting bush brown) is the source of this 1720-nucleotide messenger RNA. Its product is annotated as WD repeat-containing protein 61. The transcript has 6 exons. Gene Ontology annotation, cellular component: Cdc73/Paf1 complex. NCBI's taxonomy places the organism in Eukaryota, Metazoa, Arthropoda, Insecta, Lepidoptera, Nymphalidae. The coding region runs from base 156 to 1031 and encodes 291 amino acids. The record is from RefSeq and is a predicted model, not a curated record. Gene Ontology annotation, molecular function: protein binding.
CUAUAGUGAUCUGUGAUAAACAUCAUCUGUGUUCAAAAUCAAAAGUCAAAACAAACCAAGAAAACAAAUCUUCGAUUUUUGGUUGUGAAAUAAUUCGUGUAAAUAAUAAAUAUACAUCUCUCGUGUUCUCGGCUGAUUCUACAAAUCUGCGUAAUAUGACAGCUACCGCUGUUUAUUCACUAUUGAAUAAAAAAGAAAAUGCACACGAAGACCCAAUUUACAGUUGUGUAUGGACAAGAACUAUUGAUACAGAUGAUCCAAAGAAAAGUCAAGACUACUUAGUAACCGGGGGACUCGAUAAUCUAGUCAAAGUAUGGAUCUUAGAAAAUAAUAGGUUAGAGCUCCUGCAUACGUUAGAAGGUCACUGUAUGGCUGUGGUGUCAGUAGCUGUGAGCCCUGAUGGACAUAUAAUAGCUUCAUCAUCAUUAGACACAACCCUAAUAAUAUGGGAAUUAACCAGUGGCUUCAAAGUUCAUGAAAUAGAAAUGGGUGGCACAGAUGUAUGGAAGGUGGCAUUUUCUCCCACUGGCACUCAGGUUGUGUCUGGCAGUCACACUGGUAAACUGACAGUGUAUGAUAUUGUGAAAAACAAUAUAGACAGGAUUUUGGAUACUAGAGGAAAGUUUGCAUUGUGUGUUGCUUGGAGCAGGAGUGGUCAGUACAUAGCAAGUGGGAGCGUGGACGGCGCAGUGCAUAUAUUCAACGCUGCGCAGGGAAUGCUUGUGCACACCAUACAAGCGCACACACAACUGGUCAGAAGUGUACACUUCUCACCGAACUCCAAGUUGCUUCUCACAGCCUCUAACGACGGUUUCGUCAAAGUGUUUGAUGUUGCCAGUGGUAGCGAGCUGCGCAAGACAUCGUUCAAGGCGUGGGUGCUGAGCGCGCGCUACUCGCCCGACGGGAGCGUCUGUGUCCGCCAGCGACUGUUGAUGAUGAUGACUGUACUUAUGAUAGACAAACAUGUGUUGUGUGUGUCAGUGCCAGUGGUAGCGAGCUGCGCAAGACAUCGUUCAAGGCGUGGGUGCUGAGCGCGCGCUACUCGCCCGACGGGAGCGUCUGUGUGUGCCAGCGACUGUUGAUGAUGAUGACUGUACCUAUGAUAGACAAACAUGUGUUGUGUGUGUCAGUGCCAGUGGUAGCGAGCUGCGCAAGACAUCGUUCAAGGCGUGGGUGCUGAGCGCGCGCUACUCGCCCGACGGGAGCGUCUGUGUCCGCCAGCGACUGUUGAUGAUGAUGACUGUACUUAUGAUAGACAAACAUGUGUUGUGUGUGUCAGUGCCAGUGGUAGCGAGCUGCGCAAGACAUCGUUCAAGGCGUGGGUGCUGAGCGCGCGCUACUCGCCCGACGGGAGCGUCUGUGUCCGCCAGCGACUGUUGAUGAUGAUGACUGUACCUAUGAUAGACAAACAUGUGUUGUGUGUGACAGUGCCAGUGGUAGCGAGCUGCGCAAGACAUCGUUCAAGGCGUGGGUGCUGAGCGCGCGCUACUCGCCCGACGGGAGCGUCUGUGUCCGCCAGCGACUGUUGAUGAUGAUGACUGUACCUAUGAUAGACAAACAUGUGUUGUGUGUGACAGUGCCAGUGGUAGCGAGCUGCGCAAGACAUCGUUCAAGGCGUGGGUGCUGAGCGCGCGCUACUCGCCCGACGGGAGCGUCUGUGUCCGCCAGCGACUGUUGAUGAUGAUGACUGUACCUAUGAUAGACAAACAUGUGUUGUGUG